Blumeria graminis f. sp. triticale is the source of this 345-nucleotide messenger RNA. NCBI's taxonomy places the organism in Eukaryota, Fungi, Ascomycota, Leotiomycetes, Helotiales, Erysiphaceae. The record is from the annotation of a GenBank genome assembly.
AUGAAGGCUCCAUAUGCCUCUUCGAUCGCGGCACUGACUGGUCUUUCGCUCCUGGUGCCUGCGGCGUAUGGACUGGAAUUUUUUAUCUGCGGCAAUGGUGCAAGAUAUCCCGUGGACGCAACGGUAGGUUUUGCAUCAUUUGAUCCUAGAACAAUACAGCCAGAUAGCGAUCCUUCUUAUUCCGAUGGAGAAAUCUACGGUGUAUAUCGAUUUCAAGAUACGGUGCAGGGUAACACGAAGAGGAGCUUCAUGAUGCAAAGCAUUAGUAGAAGUCCACACUUCCGACUUUAUGAAAAAGUUUCCUCAAAUUGGAAAAUCUGUCCAAUUGAGGAUCAAGAUCCUUAG